AUGGCCUCGAUGGCCGCCUCCCCGCGCAAGGACGCGCAUGCCUUUGAUCAGACUUGGGACGCAUCCGACACCGCCUACCUUGACCCGACGUCGCUACCCAUACAAAGACUCCCUCGAGCAUGGGAUCGCAAGCAGGAAGUCAGAAUCGACGGCAACGGGAAGAACAGGAAGAAGAAGGAAAUAUGGCGAAAAUAUGGCACAAGAUCGCGCACAUGCGAUGCAGCUACGAACGAGGACCCAGAAGACGAUCUCAUUAUAUGUCCGAGCUGUAAACUGAUCGAGUACGUAGGGAAGAAAUCCGUAGGAGUGGAAGCCGCAUUGGAAGAGGAAGAGGAAGAGGAAGAGGAGCAAGACACAACGACAACGGAUGUUGGCGACAACAGCUUCUCGGAAAUUAGCUUUGGCAAUGUGAGGGCAGCGACACAAGAGGUAGCACUGUUGCCCGAGGGCGAAGAUCGGAGAGCAACAUUUACUUUCCUCUUCAACGAGAACGGCGAUGUGGCAGAUCGAGAGGCCGCGGACGAUGCUCCGGCUCCCACUCCGCCUAGAGCUCUCACCCACGCCGAGCCCAUGGAACAAGACGCGAUUAUCACGCGAGGCUUUCAAAUUUCUCACAAGACUCCUACCGAAGGAUUGAUGUCCAUCCAACCCCUGAGCUACCCCGAGCUACCUUCUAUGCCUGCCUCUGAAGAUGACGCCGUCGAUGCGAACGACCAAAACCAUAUGGCGAAAGAAGUGCCAGAACGACAUGUUAACGAGGACUCUGUCUCAGCGCAAACUGGAGAUGACAUAAUGGAUGAGGACACGGCUUUGGAGACGGAGUCUUCGGCUCAACAUGUCAUGGAAGCAGACAUCGAGGCUGCUGCCGAAGGCGUUGCGUGUUCGGCGCUUCCACAGGACUCAGACGUCGAAAAGCCGGCUGACCGUGAUGAUGGUUCCUUAGAACGCGAACAAGCUGUAACUGUAUCGCCUCAGGAGGUGCAAGACCAUUUCGCGAAUUUCGAGCUCGAAGACCGAGAUGAAAACCCGGACGAGAACUUCACAGAAGCGUCCUUGCAAUUCAACAUACAGCAAGACAUGCAGAUGAUGGAGACGCCUUCUUCAGACAACGACAAGUCUGCCCCCAACACGGACAUGGCGGAAGUCGCCGAGGCGAUUGCAACUCAGGAGAAGCUGCCGUCUGAGCUCCCAUUAGCGAUAGACGAUGCCUUGGACGAUAUCACCUCAGGACUGACCCUUGGACCAGCACCUUCAUCACGGGAACCGACGCCACGGAAGCUGCGAUCGCCCUCACCGCCUCCGCGUACUGCGAGCGGACCGGACGACGCGACGAUGACUUUCGCUUUCGAUGACGAUACGGCGUUGUUGAAGGAUUUCCUUUGUCGAGCAGCAGCCAGCAAGGCGAACAAGGCUGAGAACAUGACGCGACGCGAAUCUCUACAAAAUCGUCGCGACUCUGAUGUCGUACGGCAUGCUCUCGCAUCGCCUCGCAAGGCACUUGAAGAUAAGGACCCGAACUCUCCUUCAAAGUAUGACAAUGAGACGACAUCGAAUCUUUCUCAGACACUUACGCUCGACAUGGAGUCAACCGCCCCAUUGUCUCCCGGUAAGGUUCAAAAGACAGCAGAGACAGAUGAUGUUGACGAUCCCAAAGCGGAACGCACGUCGAGACGCUCAUCACGAGCACGCAAUUCACGUCUCCCUGCGCCUUCAUCGCUCCCAACGGGUCCACCAAAGAUAUCUGUCAAACGUGACGGCGGCGACCCAGUCGUCCUCAAGAAGACCGACGCGCAAGAGCUAAGCUUACUCACUCGGGUCAAUACGCGCAAGAACAAGCAAAACGCUGUCGCCGUCAACGUUCGCCUUUUGAAGCUCUCAAACGAUGCUCGAUCUACAGAAGUCGCCAGCACCCCCGAAUUGUCAGAGAGAGUGGUCCAAGUGCCUGGGAAGAAGUACGUCCGCUGGGACUCCCAGCUUGCGUACUUUCAAGAAAGAAUUCAGGCUAUCGCUGACGCACUUGCGGAUGCAGAGUCUCUCGCUACGCCCGACGAGCUCAGCACGGCACCUCCAGCCGCGAAGCCAACCCGAGUGAAGGUAGUGCCGAAGGUGAACAAGGACGCGACGCCCAGGGUACGCAAGGUCAAGAAUCUGGGCUCCAAAAACGGGACGCCUGGAAAGGGGUUGUUCACUCCGGCGUCGUUGCUUCCAGAUACGAUGCUGGCCGACAAAGAAGAGUUGGAGGAGAAGCAGCGGGUACCCAAGCCGAAGACCAGCAGAAUCAGAAAGACGUCGAUGGCGGGUACAGAUACGGCCUCCGCGCCCGCAUGGGUAGAGUCGAAACUCCCCGUGCUGGAGGUCGCACCUGUCGGUAUCGACCCUACUAAAGCCUCUUCAAAAGAACGCAAGAGCAGACUGGCGACGCCGAGGAAAGUCAAGCUACCUCAGCUUUCAUCUACGGCAGCAGGAGAUGGAAAGGAGAACCAAGGGAAGGGUAUUGCGGCGGCUACGCCUAAGAAGGGCAUCCCCAUGCCGUCUGUGGUUGUGGCUCCGAAGAUCGAGAUGCCUGCGGUCGCAACGGGCUUGCCACGCAGGAGAGCGAGGAAGGUGUAG
Didymosphaeria variabile is the source of this 2610-nucleotide messenger RNA. RefSeq lists its product as uncharacterized. The transcript is spliced from 2 exons. NCBI's taxonomy places the organism in Eukaryota, Fungi, Ascomycota, Dothideomycetes, Pleosporales, Didymosphaeriaceae. Bases 1 to 2610 code for a protein of 869 amino acids. The record is from RefSeq and is a predicted model, not a curated record.